AAAAUAUUGGCGAAGAUUAAUGAGUGCCAGGUCAAUACUUACGGACAAUACAUAACACGUAUAUAUCAGUCAGUUCUAUCUUUCAUAAUACAAACGUUUAAGGACAAAAUAACGUUACAGUAAACUAAAGUCACUGAGCAGCAGCGAUAAUGGAAAAAACUGUUCACACUAACAAUGCUUCAAUUAGACUUUUACGGGGACAGAGAACUGAAGCAAGGGAUAAAACACAUGAGCAAAGAAAGCCAAAGAAAAAGCGAAAUAUGGACUCUGAAACAGUUGGUCAGUUUAUUCCACAAGCUUCUCGUUUAACAGAGCAAAACUCAAUUACUUGUUAUCAAGUGACAGGGGCGUCUUAUUCACAGCCAAUAGUACCACCUGAAAACGUAUCAUUUCCGACGCAAGUCAGCGAUCAGGAAGGAUCAAACAUAGAUGAACUUGUGUUCUCUAAUGGUAAAUCUAUCAGGGUUGAUUAUGCUGCUGCAAGCAACCGAACACCAAUAGAUAUACAAGCACCGAAUGUUGGAACGGGCUUUGUCAGUUACACUAGGAAUCCUGACCGUCAACAAAAAUCUGAGGAAAAUUAUGUUCCAAGUAAUCAUUGGGGACAAAAUUUGUCUAAAAGGCCACUUAGGCAACCGAGGUAUCCAGAAUAUACAGAAUAUGACAAAAGGCUGAAAUCUUUUGCAAGGUGGUGGAAAAAUCACCCAGAUUCAAUCACACUUUGUAAUGCCGGCUUCUUUUAUACAGAUAAAGAAGAUCUCGUCCGUUGCUAUCACUGUGGCGUAGGACUCAAGGAUUUCUCUGAUGGUGACAACCCCUUGAAUGAGCAUGUUAAAAAUUCUAGUGAGUGUCCUUACCUUCAAGAAUACCUUGGCUCAGAGGGAUUAGCAAGUAUGAAGAGGCAAGUACAAACCAAAGACAGCCAACAUAACCUAGAAGAGUCACCAAACACAUUCGCUGUCAGACAUCCAGAGUACCAGUCAUAUCAAGUAAGGCUUUCUUCAUUUUCUCGAUGGCCACAGAGCUUGCUGCAAAGACCAGAACAGCUUGCAGAAGCAGGACUGUACUACACAGGUUUAGAAGACUAUGUAAGAUGUUUUGCCUGCGAUGGAGGACUCCGGAAGUGGGACCCUGAGGACGAUCCUUGUAUCGAACAUUGUCGCUGGUUUCCGGAUUGUCCGUUUGUUAGGAAACAGAAAGGCGAUCAGUACAUCGGUCUUGUACAAUCAACUAAGGCAAUUGAAAACCAAAAAACACUUGGUACCGAAGAGGCAGCAGCACAUACCAGUCCAGGAAACGAUAUAACAGGUGAACUGGAACGUCUUACACUAAAGGACCCUGAACUUAAUGCUGUUGUUGAUGAACAUAGAGAGGCAUGUCUAGAAAUGGGAUAUUCAGAAAAAGACAUUAAUAUUGCAUUGAGGAAACUGGCAAAGGAAGGUAAUAUCAGACCAACUAUCGAAGACCUUCUUGAUGCCAUAGAGUCUGCAGAACAGAUAGAGAGUGAAGCAAAUGUUCAUGAAAAUGAGACGCCGAUAGAAAAAAACGUUCGCUUGAAAAGCAUGCUGUUCUGUAUGACGUGUGGUGUUAAUGCAGUGAAUGCCUUGUUUCUUCCUUGCACCCAUCAUAGAAUGUGUAUGACUUGUGCCCAACGACUUUCACAGUGUCCUAUAUGUUACAGACAUAUCAGACAGAAAAUUAAAACAUAUUUGGUUUAAUUACUUGUAAUCUAAUAAAGAUGUUGUUUUGUUAUUAGGUUGGCCCCAUUCAUAAAACACCGUGUUAUCCCGAACACGUGAUCGGUAGGUACACCGAAAUGCGGAGGCUACUGCCUCACAGGACACAAUCGAGCCCAUCCAUCUAUUGUUGCCAAUAUGUAGGUAUUCUGAAAACGAAUUUGAAAUUCAUUUUUGUUGACAUUUUAUAGAUAUGUAUAAAAUAAUAGAAGAUAAUCAUUAAUUGCAUUAUUCAUUUUACUUUAUAUAACGCAGGUUACACAGGUACAUGUAAGAUGCAGGAAACUAGUUUUCAUAAUAUCAAUGUAUCAAUCUCACAUCUACAUCGUAUAUUUUGGCAUUAAUUUGUCAUUAGGUUAUGGUGUUGUUACUAGCACUGGUUUAAAAUGCCUGUCCAUUAUAAUGGAAUUAACGAAUAUGAAGAGGACAUUUUACAAUACAACAUAAUAACAGUUUGUGAAUUAAGUCCCAAUUUAUUGUACUGUAGAUGACGGGUAUAUACAAGGUACAAUAACAAUUGUAUCAUUCAUUUUAUGAACAUACCUUUGCUAGUGUUAUAUGUUGGUCCGAUUGUAGUGUUACACUAUUACUGUUUCGUUUUGGACAGGCUAUAUUUUAGGGAAUGGGGUAAGACACUGUAAGAUACGGUAUGAACUGAAAAUACGUUCUACAGAGUGGACGCUACAAAACACUUUCAAAUUGAAUUUCAAGCCAUAUUUGACAAUUGAUAUUACCACAUAUAACAUUAACAGCUUACAUGCAACAAGAACACAAAGAUAUUUUGAACGUAUGAGGCUACCUAAAAUAAUUGUGUUUAUACAUUGUAUUUUCUAUUUCAAACAAACAAACAACAUAAAUUUUCUGAUCGGUAAAACUCAUAAUUACAACCUAAAACACUCCAAAAGCUUCAAUAGUGUAAAUUAAAUUAAUAACAGUUAAAGUGACAAUUAAAGCGCGCAUUAAAACGUUUGCUAAAAAAGAAAAUUAUGAGUGUAACUUCCCCAUAUUAUUCACCACUGAUACUGAAAAAAAUAUUAUCUGCUUGCCAAUAAAAAGUAAAUAUGAGAAUACAUGCGUUGUUCAAAUCACUUUUUGAAACUCUUUAUAGCAAGUCUAGUUUAAACAUAUUAGUAUGUCAUUUUAAAAGAUCUUCGGAUUUAAGAUAAAUUGUACAAAUAUUCAUAUGGUGUCAUUUUUGAAAAUACCUUUGUGUAAAACCAUUUGAAAAAAUCAAUAGAAAAUCGAAUAACUAAACAUUUAAGGAUUGGCAUAUGAUAUUUUCUGUUCAAAGCAUUGUACAUUUUUUAAAUAUUAUUGCCGAUACCGGCUAUAUAUUUUGCAGCCUUUUUAUGUAUACAAACUAAUUCCAUUAAUCCAUCAUUCAUAUAAUGUACAAAGUGAAAUUUUGCUGAAGAUCCGAAUAUUCAGAAGGACAGCUUAAGAUAUGAUCUUGCUCCAUGUUGCAAACUGGACGGCAGUCUGGUAUUUCUUGGUACGUCUUUUUCUUAUACGCCUUUUCCUGGUACGCCUGGCCAAAUAUUUGAUCACAGUGCAACAGAGACCCCAGAAAGCUUAUUGAAUAUAUCUAUCAUGUAAUUCACUAUUGGAAUUGACGAAAUAGAUAAUAACAAAAACACAGUUAGAAAUUAGUUUAUCUUGGAAGAGUAA
Mercenaria mercenaria is the source of this 3404-nucleotide messenger RNA. Its product is annotated as baculoviral IAP repeat-containing protein 7-B-like. Gene Ontology annotation, cellular component: nucleus; spindle microtubule; cytoplasm. The transcript is spliced from 8 exons. NCBI's taxonomy places the organism in Eukaryota, Metazoa, Mollusca, Bivalvia, Venerida, Veneridae. The coding region runs from base 150 to 1718 and encodes 522 amino acids. The record is from RefSeq and is a predicted model, not a curated record. Gene Ontology annotation, biological process: regulation of cell cycle.